This is a messenger RNA of Planococcus citri (citrus mealybug), 3410 nucleotides long. RefSeq names its product cathepsin B-like cysteine proteinase. Gene Ontology annotation, cellular component: lysosome. Gene Ontology annotation, molecular function: cysteine-type endopeptidase activity. The transcript has 6 exons. NCBI's taxonomy places the organism in Eukaryota, Metazoa, Arthropoda, Insecta, Hemiptera, Pseudococcidae. Bases 2200 to 3264 code for a protein of 354 amino acids. The record is from RefSeq and is a predicted model, not a curated record.
AUAAAAUUGAUCAUGUAAAAAUUUCUGACAAAAAAUGUUACUUUUUUUUCAAAUUGGUUUGUGUUAUAAGUCGCUUAAUGUUAUUAAACUGGGCUGGGACAAACAUUAUUACAUUAAGUGACUUUUACUGUAUUACAGAAAACCGGUCAUUUUUCUGACACUUGAUGGGAUGAGUGCUGUGUUGUUAGCAUAGCAAAGGUUUAAUGUAAGUACACCUCAAAUUGAUUCUCCUCCCUACCACUAGCCUGAGCCAUCGACAUUGGUACUUUCUGCUACAAUUAGCUGCAGCAUCUCACAAAUUAUAUAUUCUCCAUCCGUAACGAUUAAACUGGAAUGGGGAUAGAAUGCAACCUUGUCACACUCCUCUCUCUGGGUGGAAUUUCCCCGACAUUGUUUCUCUAUUAAUUUGGACAUUUGCCAUGCUCCCCUCAUACAGUUGUUUUAUCAGCCACACCAGAUGUAUGUAUUAGUGUGUCCAUCUUUAUUAAAAUUCUCCACAGCUUUUGCCAUUGUACGCUGUCAAACACUUUCUUGCAAUCUACAAAACAUAGCAAAGUACGCACAUUGUAUUCACAUGCUUCCUCAAUCAGCAGUCUGAGGUUGAGGAUCUGCUCCCUAGUUCCUCAUCCUCUCACAAAUCUUGCUUGUUCUGGAAGGAUUUGACUGUGCAUGAGUGCGUAUAACCUGUCCUACGCAAUCUUCAAUAGUACUUUGCUGGCAUGACUUAUCAACAAGAUCAUUCUGUAGUUCUCGCAGUUCUCAGGAGAUCCUUUGUUGUACAGAGUGACAUAUUAUGUAGACUGUACCUAAUCAUCCGGCCAUUCGCAGCUCAGUCAUAUCGAGUUGCAUAUGUUGUGGAUUUGGCUAGUGACUUCUUCUCGUCCAGCUUUGAAGACCUCAGCCAUUCCCUUAUCUGGUCCUGGAGCUUUGUUCUUUUUCAAGUACUAAGAGAUUGGUUUGUUUAAUGAAUACUAUAUCCAAGAUGAAAUCUUCCACAAUGGUCUAGUUCAAGCAGGCUUCAAUGUGUAUGCAGACUUUUUAGCAUAGGUAUAAAUAAGGUACCUACAAAUGAAUUAAAUUUAUCAGAUUCGAUCUAAUUACAAAUUAUUCAUUGAGAAAUAAUUCAUCAUCGUUUUGGUUUAUUAUUCAUCAUAAAAAGAAUCUAUCACCACCAGAAGAGAUCAAAGUUGUUGGGAGGACAUGCAGUCAAGAUCUUCGGAUGGGGAGAAGAAAAAAGAAGUCUAAUACUGGAUUAUUGCCAACUCGUGUGGAAAUUCUUGGGGUGAAAACGGAACAUUCAGAAUGAUACGAGGAAAGAAUAACUGUGGAAUAGAAGAUACGAACAUAAGGUGUACUUGGUACACCAGAAUUGCAUCUGAUCGAAAAAGAGACUUCUGAUAAGUAGGAAAGACUUCUAUUUCAUUCAUACUUAUAGAUUUUUUUUUUGUGCAAUAAUUGGAAGAUUACCCCGGCUGGAACAGGCCACCCAAAAAGUUCUUCAGAAUAUUUUCUAGAACUUAAAAUAACAAAAUGAAAAGCUCCCUCAAUUCAAAUUCAUUGCGUUUUUGUAUCACAACAAUUCUCGAAAUAUCAACAAAAUUUGAGAUAUUGUAAGUACCUACUUGUGUAAAAUUUUUAAAAUAAGUUUCCUGAAUGAAUUUUUCGAAGGUUUGAGUGUUACCUUGGUAUAAUAUUAAAUUGCUCUAUAACUUGAACCACACAUCAAGAUUAGGUAGACUUGUGAAGUUCACUCAUACUCGUUUUUUUAUCUUCUAGUAAGAACGGAAAAUCAACAUUUCAAGUCGUAAACUGAGAAAAAGUACCCGAGUUAUCUUAUAACGCAGGUGACAAAAUUCACAAAUUUCUUAAUUUUCAACGACGAAAUGUCAAAUCGGCGUCAAAAACUAUUUGAACUGAUAACUUCUCACUUGGCAAUUGAAAAUGCAUCUGAAGAGGUUUGCAUGGAAAAAAAUAAAAAUAUGUUAAGGACCUCGUUCAACAAUUUGGUUUACUUAAUCAAAUUAUCACAAUCUAUAAAACUUCAUAAAAAUUCGUGAAACUAUUUCGUAUCUACACAAUCGCUCGUCGGAUAAAUACAAAGUGUGUUUUUCGAUUUUCAAAAUCAACAAGGUAUAUAAACUUGAUUUGAAAAGUGCAUUUUAUACAGAAAAAUACAUCGCCAUCAUCUCGGUACGUACGAUGAAAUUUUUGCCAUUUUUCGCCAUCGUUCUACUAACAUCGUCAGUUUUAGCAAAUUAUCACAAAAAAUUCGAUCAUGAAAUAAUUAAUUUGCGAGAAAUUGCAGCUAAAGUGAAUUCAGAUCCUACAAGUUUAUGGAAGGCAGAUACAUAUGGUUUGGACGAAGUCGCUGUGAGUGAAAUUAGAAAAAAAAUAGGGGCAAAAUUGAACGAAAAGGGUCUACCAACGUCGAAUAAACAUUCGGAAUCCAAAUUCACAGGUCAGAAUAGAUCUAAAUUAGGUGUGGGUAUUGCUCUUCCCAGGUCGUACGAUGCUCGACAAAGAUAUCCAAAUUGCACCUCUGUUUCGCACAUACGAGAUCAAUCUAACUGCGGCUCUUGUUGGGCCGUUUCCGCAGCUUCCGUAUUAAGCGAUAGAUUUUGCAUCCAUAGCGAGGGAAGAUAUAACUUUGAAUUAUCCUCUCGCUAUAUACUGUCUUGCAAUAAAGACAACGGCGGCUGUGCUGGUGGAUACACGCAAAUAGUAUGGGAAUUUUUGAAAACACAAGGAACGGUAACCGGAGGCGACUUUCAAUCCGAUGAAGGUUGCCAACCUUACCCUUUUCAUCCCUGCGGCUGGCCGCAAAAAUUACCAUGUCCCCAGUACCUUACGCCAAAAUGUAUGAAUACUAAAUGCGAUAACGAAUGGUAUAAAGCUCCCAAGGAAACUCGCAUGUACAAAGCCAGAGAGUCAUAUCAUAUUAAGGACGAUAUUUUUGGAUUAUUUACCGAAUACUACAUCCGAGAUGAGAUCUUCCGCAAUGGCCCAGUUCAAGCAGCUUUCUUAAUGUAUGCAGACAUCUUAACAUAUAAAUCAGGUAUAUACAAUCACCAAAGUACAGAGGAGCAUGUGGGAGGACAUUUAAUGAAAAUCAUCGGAUGGGGAGAAGAAAAAGGAGUCAAGUACUGGAUUAUUUCCAACUCUUGGGGCGAGAAUUGGGGUGAAAAAGGAAUAAUUAGAAUGAUACGAGGAGUUAACAACUGUGGAAUAGAAGACUACGUUUUUGCUGGUAUUCCAGAACUCUAAUUUGUUUAUACGAACCUUUACUUUACACGAAAUAUUUGUACCUCUACCUACAUAUUGAACAGCGGAAUAAUGCUGAUCUUUUUCCUAUCGCUCAAUUUACAAUAUUUAUUUUAUUUUAUUUAUGAUUAAAAUGUUUUCUUGUUUGA